Manis pentadactyla (Chinese pangolin) is the source of this 3208-nucleotide messenger RNA. It is a transcript of the gene PIP4K2C, whose product is annotated as phosphatidylinositol-5-phosphate 4-kinase type 2 gamma. Lineage: Eukaryota; Metazoa; Chordata; Mammalia; Pholidota; Manidae. The transcript is spliced from 10 exons. Gene Ontology annotation, biological process: phosphatidylinositol metabolic process. Gene Ontology annotation, molecular function: phosphatidylinositol kinase activity. The coding region runs from base 105 to 1370 and encodes 421 amino acids. The record is from RefSeq and is a predicted model, not a curated record.
GCCUCUAUGACGCCCCAGACGCCGGCGCAGGUGAGCAGCGCUUCCGGGGUCGGAAUCUCGCGUCGCGGCCACCGGCUUUCACUCAGUCGGGGUCACGGGAGACCAUGGCGUCCUCUUCGGUCCCGUCGGCCACCGUCCCGGCGGCGACAGCGGCCCCAGGCUCGGGUUUCGGCUUCGCCUCCAAAACCAAGAAGAAGCAUUUCGUGCAGCAGAAGGUGAAGGUGUUCCGGGCAGCCGACCCGCUGGUGGGCGUGUUCCUGUGGGGCGUAGCCCACUCGAUUAAUGAGCUCAGCCAGGUGCCUCCCCCUGUGAUGCUGCUCCCAGAUGACUUCAAGGCCAGCUCCAAGAUCAAGGUCAACAAUCAUCUUUUCCACAGGGAAAAUCUGCCUAGUCAUUUCAAGUUCAAGGAGUAUUGUCCCCAGGUCUUCAGGAACCUCCGUGAUCGAUUUGGCAUUGAUGACCAGGAUUACUUGGUGUCUCUGACCCGAAGUCCUCCAAGUGAAAGUGAAGGCAGUGAUGGUCGCUUUCUUAUCUCCUAUGAUCGGACUCUGGUCAUCAAAGAAGUGUCUGGUGAGGACAUCGCUGACAUGCAUAGCAAUCUCUCCAACUACCACCAGUACAUUGUGAAGUGCCAUGGCAACACGCUGCUGCCCCAAUUCCUGGGGAUGUACCGAGUUAGCGUGGACAAUGAAGACAGCUACAUGCUUGUGAUGCGCAACAUGUUCAGCCACCGCCUCCCUGUGCACAGGAAGUAUGACCUCAAGGGCUCCCUAGUGUCUCGGGAAGCCAGCGAUAAAGAAAAGGUUAAAGAAUUGCCCACCCUUAAGGAUAUGGACUUUCUGAACAAGAACCAGAAGGUUUACAUUGGUGAAGAGGAGAAGAAAGUAUUCCUAGAGAAGCUCAAGAGAGAUGUGGAGUUCCUAGUGCAGCUGAAGAUUAUGGACUACAGCCUUCUGCUGGGCAUCCACGACGUCAUUCGGGGCUCUGAACCAGAGGAGGAGGGGCCUGUGCGUGAGGAGGAGUCAGAAGGGGAUGGGGAGUGUGGCCUGACCGGACCUCCUGCUCUGGUGGGCUCCUAUGGCACCUCCCCUGAGGGUAUUGGCGGCCACAUCCAUUCCCAUCGGCCCCUGGGCCCUGGAGAGUUUGAGUCCUUCAUUGAUGUCUAUGCCAUCCAGAGUGCUGAGGGGGCCCCCCAGAAGGAGGUGUAUUUCAUGGGCCUAAUUGACAUCCUGACACAGUAUGAUGCCAAGAAGAAAGCAGCUCAUGCAGCCAAGACUGUCAAGCAUGGGGCUGGGGCCGAGAUCUCUACUGUCCAUCCUGAGCAGUAUGCUAAGCGAUUCCUGGAUUUUAUUACCAACAUUUUUGCCUAAGAGACCGUUGUCUCUGUGGUGACUGCUGCUUUUUGUUCAAGGUGGCAGUGUUCUGAGAGGCUUGUGGGGAUUGUGGUUAUUGAGGCCACUAUGUCUUCUCUUCCUCCUUUGCUAAAUUCAGGCUGCAGGCUCCUUCCAUCCAAAUAACUCCAUCUUGUUAAGUAGGCCCUUCCUAACCCUCAGAAACACAUCGUUCUCUCUCCCCUUUGUCCAGUUUCCUUCUCUCUCUCCCUCCCCUCCAACAAGUCUGCUUGCUUUGUUAUUGUUACUGUGACUCUCCCAAGUGCCUUGGUCUUUGUAAAAUGUCCUGUUAUCUCUGUGGUAUCAGGGAUGCUGGGGGAAGGGGGCUGUUUGCCGUCUUCAGGACCUGACUGGGCAGCUGGACCUGGCUCAUACAACUACUGGAGGCACUUUGCUGUGUGGGAUGAACUAAGAGUGUCUGAAUUUUGCUGAUAACUAUAGAACUUGCCAGCACAUGCUUCCUGAUAGGCCUGGGAUGGAGAACUUUCAAGAUACUACAGAUAUGGGUGCUGCCACGCACACAUGAUGGGAUAUGGCUAAUCUUACAGAGGUGGCGUGGAGAGUGGUCAGCCGGCUGGCACCUCAUGGAGGUGGGACUUAAGGGGACUCUUGUGAUUAUGCAGGGCAUUGGAGAAGGUCUCUGCUAAGGACUGACUGCUCUCCCAUCUUUUCCCUCACCUCACUUUCAUCCCCACCCCUGUACUUCUGGGUGCGGGAGCCCAGAGAUGGCCAAAGUGUGCAGACAUGGGUGAAGGUAUUUGACUGUUGUGCUCUUCCCUAGGACCUAACACCCCUCCUGGGGCUGGAACCUGACAGUGGGGGUAUGGUCAUUCUAGAAGCUGGGAUGAUGAUGGGCCAGGGUAUAAGGUUCAUUCCCCAUGUUAAAUUCCCUUUCUUCAUGUCUAGCCAUCCCUGAGGUUUUAUUCCUAGCAGAAAGGACUAUCUCUACCUGGGUCAACUCUGGUCAUUUCAGAAGAAUGGAGGUGUUAGAGUGGGAACCUCCUCUAUUCCCUAGAGGUGCAUGCCUAACAUACUUCCUUAUCCCAUCCUUUCCCAAGCCCUUUUUCUGGUUGGAUUUGUUAUUGUGUUCUUUUCUGUCCUGUCUUAUUCUGCUGUGUGUCUCCCAGAGGACAGAUAGCCUUCUUUGUCAUCUUCAUUCUCCACCCCCAGAGAGGAAUCAGAGCCAUAACUCAACUCAGUCACCCGGCCCCCUCCAAGAUAGUUGAGUUGAUGAGUGAUAUUCCCAGAAUGUAGAGGGCCCUGAUGAGCCCAGAUAUUGCCCUCCCCUCUCACUAAUGCCUUUGGGGCCAAAGCAGUCAUUCUUACUCUCCUCAUCACCUGUGAGGUUUCUACAUUUUUUUAAACACACAGAUAGGCACCAGCAACUGGCCUGUGGGGGCACAAAGAGUCUUUGCUUUAUAUCUGGCUGGACUAAUCUGUCUAACAAGAAGUCAUGCAGGCAUAAAGGAGAAUUCCCCUCUCCCCUCCAUCUUCUGCUCCCAAGGAAGUAACAAGAGGAGUCCCCAGUUAAGGACUGGAGUGUCUAUAAUAGCCUGCCAGGGGCUGGCUGGCUGGUCUUCACCCAGUCAUCUGCCUUUCCCCUGUCGAACGAACGUGAUAAAGCCCUGUGACACCAGCAGCUGCUGUGCUUUAGAAAUGGGGGUUCUGACCACGUGGCUGAUGUAUCAUGAGCAGUGUGGUCUUCAUUUGUUGCUUCUGUUUUUCAUCUUUUCUGUUUUAAUAAUAAAAAAAAAAGACCUUGUAUAUUUACUCCCAUUGCUGUCACUGUAUAAAAAUAAAUUAUUGAAUCCAAAUUC